Molecule: messenger RNA, 1377 nt
Organism: Aspergillus udagawae
Lineage: Eukaryota; Fungi; Ascomycota; Eurotiomycetes; Eurotiales; Aspergillaceae
Product: glutamate dehydrogenase
Exons: 2
Coding region: 1-1377 (458 amino acids)
Cellular component (GO): cytosol
Molecular function (GO): L-glutamate dehydrogenase (NADP+) activity
Source: RefSeq, a predicted model, not a curated record
AUGUCCAACCUUCCUCACGAGCCCGAGUUCGAGCAGGCCUACAAGGAGCUUGCCUCGACCCUUGAGAACUCGACUCUCUUCGAGAAGAACCCUGAAUACCGCAAGGCUCUCGCCGUUGUCUCCGUCCCCGAGCGUGUGGUUCAGUUCCGUGUCGUCUGGGAAGAUGACAACCACCAGGUCCAGAUCAACCGUGGGUUCCGUGUCCAGUUCAACUCGGCUCUUGGUCCCUACAAGGGUGGUCUCCGUUUCCACCCCUCCGUCAACCUGUCCAUCCUGAAGUUCCUUGGUUUCGAGCAGAUCUUUAAGAAUGCUCUGACCGGUCUGAACAUGGGUGGUGGUAAGGGUGGUUCCGACUUCGACCCCAAGGGCAAGUCCGACAACGAGAUCCGUCGCUUCUGCGUGGCCUUCAUGACCGAGCUGUGCAAGCACAUCGGUGCCGACACCGACGUCCCCGCCGGUGACAUUGGUGUCACCGGUCGUGAGAUCGGUUUCCUCUUCGGCCAGUACCGCAAGAUCCGCAACCAGUGGGAGGGUGUCCUCACCGGCAAGGGCGGCAGCUGGGGUGGUUCUCUGAUCCGUCCCGAGGCCACUGGCUACGGUGUCGUCUACUACGUCGACCACAUGAUCAAGCAUGCCACCAAGGGCGCCGAGUCCUUUGCCGGCAAGCGCGUCGCCAUCUCCGGCUCCGGUAAUGUUGCCCAGUUCGCUGCUCUCAAGGUUAUCGAGCUUGGCGGUUCCGUCGUCUCUCUGUCCGACAGCAGGGGCUCCCUGAUCGUCAACGGCGAGGGCAGCUUCACCCCCGCCGAGAUCGACGUCAUCGCCCAGCUCAAGGUCGACCGUAAGCAGCUGUCCGAGGUCGCUACCACCGAGGCCUUUGCCGCCAAGUUCAAGUACAUCGAGGGCGCUCGCCCCUGGGUCCACGUCGGCAAGGUCGACGUCGCCCUCCCCUCCGCCACCCAGAACGAGGUCUCCGGCGAGGAGGCCCAGGCCCUGAUCGACGCCGGCUGCAAGUUCAUCGCCGAGGGCUCCAACAUGGGCUGCACACAGGCCGCCAUUGACAUCUUCGAGGCCCACCGCCAGGCCAACCCCGGCGCCGCCGCCAUCUGGUACGCCCCCGGUAAGGCCGCCAACGCUGGUGGUGUCGCCGUCUCCGGUCUCGAGAUGGCCCAGAACUCGGCCCGCAUCAGCUGGUCCGCCGAGGAGGUCGACUCCCGCCUUAAGGGCAUCAUGGAGUCCUGCUUCCGCAACGGUCUCGACACCGCCGUCAAGUACGCCACUCCCGCCGAGGGCGUCCUUCCUUCCCUGGUCACCGGUAGCAACAUCGCCGGUUUCACCAAGGUUGCCGAGGCCAUGAAGGAGCAGGGUGACUGGUGGUAA